AGAGCAGGAGACCAAGGAAGGGAUGGAAGAGGGUGUCAUGUAUGCUGACCUGCGCUUUCCUGCCACACCAGCUCCUCAGCAACGAGUACGCCUGCCCUGGUACUGGGCAGCCCUCAGUCUGGGUCUCCUCUCCCUGACGCUCCUGUUGGCACAAAUCAUCCUGGUCAGCCUGAGUUUCCACUAUUUAGUCCAACAACAGACGAGCAGUGCACACGGUCUCUGGAGUACAGAGGAGAGCCCCAGCUAUGGGAAACAGACACUGGAAGGGCAAUGCCAGUUUUGCCCACUUGGCUGGCUCUGGGAUGCGGGGCAGUGCUACUACUUCUCCUCUGCCAAAAAGAGCUGGGAGCAGAGCAGAGAGGAUUGCUGCUCCAGAGGGGCACAGCUGGUCACCAUCCAAGCCAACACCACUCUGGCUUUCCUGGUGCGCACAGCUAACACGGAUGCCUUUCAUGUGGGGCUGAAGAAGGAUGGCUUCAGGUCUGACUGGAAGUGGCUAGAUGGCACCACACCAGAAGGGAUCUUCCCAACCCAGCGCUACACCAGGUCUUUCCAGGCCUGUGGCAGGGUGUCAGGCUUGGGACUUUUAGGUGGCGCCUGCACAGAAGCCCUCAGAUGGAUCUGCAAGCAGAGUGCAGCCUCUCUGCAGUGGCUCCAGUCCUCACCUCCUGCCUUCCUCUGGGGGAACACCACCUACAGCUGUGUGAGGCCCUGA
Molecule: messenger RNA, 715 nt
Organism: Pseudopodoces humilis (Tibetan ground-tit)
Lineage: Eukaryota; Metazoa; Chordata; Aves; Passeriformes; Paridae
Product: killer cell lectin-like receptor subfamily G member 1
Biological process (GO): regulation of natural killer cell mediated cytotoxicity
Cellular component (GO): plasma membrane; cell surface
Molecular function (GO): signaling receptor activity
Source: RefSeq, a predicted model, not a curated record